Messenger RNA from Peronospora belbahrii, 1494 nucleotides. The record is from the annotation of a GenBank genome assembly. Lineage: Eukaryota; Oomycota; Peronosporomycetes; Peronosporales; Peronosporaceae.
AUGAGAACCCCGCAUGUCGACGCCAAGCAGCACCUGGAUGGCUUUGCAUGUGCUCCAGGACUGAUACAAUUGAGCUCAGCAGCAGCUGAAGCUAGUGCCGAAGCUGAUAAUAUCAGUAGCAGUAGUAGCAAUAACAAUGCCGCAUACUACAACGAUAGCAACAACAACGACAACCGUAACACGGUAUUUGCAACUGCCGAUGCGUCAUUGCCUUCAGGAUGGCAACGAAUCAUCCACGGCUCUGGUCUUCCAUGCUACGUACACAGCGUACUGGGUGUCGUCUGUUGGACAAGGCCGUAUCUGUUGUGUGCUGAAACUUGCGAUACAUUGUCUCAACCAGAAUUCCACCGACUUGUGAAGCAGCAUGUACCACCGUUGAGCAUUUUCACGCCACCGGAGAAUGUUGCUACAAAGAAAAAGAAGGUGGUGACGUCUAAAACUGCUUUGUCAUCGAUGACUGCACCUCAAGAAAUGAGUAGUGCUCAAUUAAAGAAACGCAAACUGGAUGGGGUGGCCAAAGAGCAAAAGAGUACUGACCAGCAGCAAUUGAUGACGCUAGAAGAGUUCAAGAUGCUAUCUAUCAGCGAUCCUCGUAUACUACAAGCGUGUAUGGAACUCUCGAUUAAAACACCAGCACAAGUGCUUCAAGAGUAUCAAAAUCGGAACCGUGGUGUGUCCAUUAAUUACAAUACGGUGCAAGUUGAAGGCGGUGGGGUAAAGCUCUUCAAAACAAUUGUAACUGCUGGUAGCACAGUUGCCGAGGGUGUUGCUUCGACGAAGAAAAUUGCAAAACAACUAGGAGCGCAGCAAGUGCUUGCGGUAUUGCAUGAGCACACGGCCAGGACAUACUAUGAAGUGGCGGAAAUGUACAACAACUCUUUGAAGGGGCAACCAGCGACUGCAGAGUCAUCUACGUACGGACCGACGGUUCCACUUCGCAAUGAUGUGAAAGGUAAACACAGCACUGGAGAUCUUCGUCAUCAACGGGGUGGAAGUGCGUCAAAUCACAUGCGAACUCGUCGUUCACCUCCUAAUCAGGAGUAUGAUGGUAGUAGUGGCUAUCGUGACUAUGGAGUUGAUCGACGAGGAAAUGCACCACCCCAAUGGAGCACGUACAAUCAGCAACCAAUGCAGCUUUCACAACAACAAGUAGGUUUGUGGGAUUGUGGAGGUCAGCAAAAGGAUGCUGGAAUGGACAAUGCUCGUUCUGAACGGGUAGUGGUGUACUCUACUACACCGGCUGGAUCCGCGGGGGACUAUAGCAGCGGACAGUAUUACAACAAUGCUUAUAUGGGUGGAAACGCAUGGGGCCACUAUCCGAAUGCCAACCACCCUAGUGAGCCGCAUGCACCUCAAGUUUAUUCUCAGCAAUACAUCGGUAGCUACGAGGGUGGUCAACCACCAGCUGAAAACCGACCUUACGGCAAUUAUCACUCCUCAGACGAAACGACGCGUGUUACAGCCAAUUUACGCAAUCAAAUGUUGAACCAAUGA